AUGGAUUGGGCAGUCAAAUCUGCCAGGAAAAAAACAAGGUUUAUUCAGGGAGGCUCCAGGUCGAUUGUAGAGUCUCUGAAUCGGUUUAAUGAGGUACUAACCGAGGGACAAGAUGCUAUAAGCGCCGCGUGUUUGGCAAGCACCAAAUGGCUUGAUAACGAGAUGCUCAAUAUGGGGUUUGGCGCAAAGCAGCACAUUGAUUUGGUAAGUAGCGAGAAAAUCGAUAGUAACGCCAAAAUUGCAUUAGAAGAGUCGACGCCACGAAAAUCAAGCGUUGCCAUUCUACACAGAACGCCUGAAUCAAAGUCCAGCGUCAAAAAAAUACUAUCUAACCCGGUAAACAACAGCGAAGGCCAAGAGAAACUCGAGGACAUCGCUGCUGAAAUAAGCGCUGCCGAAACAAUUACCAAAAAUCAUAGUGGGACCCUUAAGUCAUCGCCUUGGUCACCUUACAAGUCUGAAAGGGCAACACUUGCACGAGAUAUUGCCCCACCCCAAACUUCUACCAAGACUGCAGGUAGCUUGGAAUUAAGACUGAAUAGUGGCAAUAACACUGAAACUUACCAAAAUUUCGGUUCGAGAAAUGAAUCACAAAACGUAUCUCAAUCCCCUUUGCCUACGCAAAGCCACACCGCACCACUGUCGAUCAGCUCAGAGCCUACUACUAUCGGGAAGGCUCGAGGAAAGCAGUUAACUAGUGUAUCUGAAGCUGUCAAAACUGAUAAAUCUUUCCUUCGCGAUCGGUCCCAGAGAAGAUCUAAUAUGUUUGUGCCUUUGCCUGACAAAGACCCCCUAAUACUUCAUUCUACAACAAGUACGUCCUUCCCGCCCAAGGGCAACUCUGGUACAUUGAAAAAACCUGAUGAUGGCUACAGCACUAAGAACCUAGACCUCACGGUCAGCAAUACACAUUCCGCAACCAAAAGUACUAGGCCUACCUUUAAUAAUGUAUUUGAUCGCCUUUCUUCCAAAUCCACCAGGUCCUUUGACAACAAAGCUUCCAGCAGAAGUCCUAUCAGAGAGUCGAAAAAAAUGAAACCGAGCAGGUUAAGUUACAGGGACAUCACCGGCUCUCCGAAGGAACGAAAGUCCCCGAAAGUGGAUCACACUAAUCGUAGCAUUCAAGAAACAUUGAAAAAUAUCUUCGAUUCGCAAAUACCAAUGUUGCCGCAAAGCAAGAAGUCACAUAAUGACCCUGAGAGUGCCUCAAUACCACCUGUAUCUGCAACUAAAAGAAGCUCUCUGAUACCAAAACUAAGUGGUCGCACAGCUGUGUCCCCAAAUUCCACUGUAGGAGGGCUCCUCGGUAAUUUCGGUCAUGGUGCUUCAAAUAACAAUUUUGAAAGCUCGCCUUCCAAGAAAGUUACAAGCUCGUCAUACGCAAGAACGAAAAGGCUCAAUGAAAAUCAUAGUACAACACCCUCUGAACCUUUCAAUGACCUUAAUGCAAAUCACAAGAAAACACGCGUUUCUCGCCACGACAGUUUGAACGGCGAGCUUCCGAUUCCUAACGCUAAUCCACAGAAAGCAAAAGCAUCACAGCCCGACAAGCAAUUAAAUGCUGUAGGACGUAAAAGAAUCUCACUUGUCGACUGUGUGAUGGAGGAAUCGGAUGAUAACAUGCAAGGUAAUAGUUUAAAACCUAAACAAGCACAAGACAGAUUAACCAAAUUUCAACUUCCCCCGCUGGCGGGAUCGGAAAAACAAGAUGUCAAGAAGAAGUUGGAUAAGAGGUUAUCUGAAGUUAUGCGAAGCCAAAAAGAACAUCAGAAAAGACACCAUGAGAUCCUGAAGAGAAAAUCAAAUAUCGAGGAGGACCUAAAAAAGCGAAAGUCGCGUAUAAUACAAGACUGUGACAUAUACAAAACUACGAAAAGCUUUUACUCUGGGUUUGAUAGUGCAGAAAAUAAUAGUGCCAAUAAACCUAGAAAUACCAUUCUCUACGACUUGAACUCCACAGAUCACAGACAAAUGAUUAACGGGGCACAAGAAGAAACAAACGCAGGAGACACUACUCUUCCUGACAUUGACUCUGAUUCGGACGCCGAGGAGAAAUCCAUUUUGGCACCAUGGGCUCAAUCACCAUUCUUACAGGAGCAAUUACUCGCUCAACAAAAUUGGGACCCCGAAAAGAUUUUCGGACCAAUACCACCUUUGCAUACAGACGAAAUUUUCCAAAACUCGAGACUUUCUAAGUUAAAAUCUCGUCAAUCGUUGUCGAGAUCAAUUCAAGGUACAGCUCCUGAGUCGAAAGCUUGGAAUAAUUAG
This is a messenger RNA of Lachancea nothofagi CBS 11611, 2268 nucleotides long. The record is from the annotation of a GenBank genome assembly. Lineage: Eukaryota; Fungi; Ascomycota; Saccharomycetes; Saccharomycetales; Saccharomycetaceae.